AUGGCUCCUGGUUCAGAUGUCACUGAAACUCCACUCACACACACCCCUUCUUCUUCAACAACAGCAGGCAAUGGAAACUCCAUUGAUUCUUCUCAUCCCUUCUUCCUUCAUGCUUCUGAUGCACCAGGUAUGAUACUGGUGAACACCCCAUUUGAUGGUCAUGGCUAUGCUGGUUGGAGCAGAUCCAUCCUCAUCUCACUGUCAGCUAAGAACAAAUUGGGUUUCAUUGAUGAUCAUGCCCUAUGCCACCUCUCACAGAUCCUAAUCACUCAACCUGGAGUUGAUGCAACCACAUGUGUUCUCUACUCAAAGACUGCUAAGGACCUUUGGUUAGAUCUGGAGCACAGAUUUGGGCAACCUAAUGGUGCCAAGCUCUACCACCUGCAAAAGGAACUUGCUGAUUUAGUACAAGGGACUGCUGACAUUGCCACUUAUUUCACUAGAAUGAAACGAUUAUGGGAUGAAUUAGACACUCUUAAUUUUGAUAUGCAGUGCUCAUGCAACUGUGAAUGUGGAGGAAAGAAGAAAAUGCAGCAAUUUAAGGAAGAUGAGAGGCUAAUCCAAUUCCUCAUGGGUUUGAAUGAAACCUAUGGAUUGGCUAGGAGUAACAUACUCAUGGUUAAACCUCUACCUUCAGUUAAUCAAGCUUACUCACUUCUUAUGCAAGAUGAGAAUCAAAGGGAAAUUCAUGUUAAUCCUCAAUUUCCAACAGAUGGAGCUUCUUUCAUGGUGAAGAAUCAAGGACCUCAGAGUUAUCAGAUCUCUGCAGCACCUCAUCCCCCUCAACAGAAGAAUGGAAAUACUGGUUAUAAAGGAAAUUUUGCAUACAAAGGAAAGAAGAAUACACAGAUGUGCUCCUACUGUAAGAUGACUAAUCACACAAUUGAAAACUGUUACAGACUUGUGGGAUUUCCUGCUGAUUUCAAAUUUACUAAGAACAAAAGACUGCAAAAUUCUCCAAAAGGAAAUUAA
Messenger RNA from Nicotiana attenuata, 972 nucleotides. RefSeq lists its product as uncharacterized. The record is from RefSeq and is a predicted model, not a curated record. Lineage: Eukaryota; Viridiplantae; Streptophyta; Magnoliopsida; Solanales; Solanaceae. The transcript is spliced from 2 exons. Bases 1 to 972 code for a protein of 323 amino acids.